Molecule: messenger RNA, 1332 nt
Organism: Daucus carota subsp. sativus
Lineage: Eukaryota; Viridiplantae; Streptophyta; Magnoliopsida; Apiales; Apiaceae
Product: peroxidase 3
Exons: 4
Coding region: 124-1113 (329 amino acids)
Biological process (GO): response to oxidative stress; hydrogen peroxide catabolic process
Cellular component (GO): plasmodesma; plant-type cell wall
Molecular function (GO): peroxidase activity; heme binding
Source: RefSeq, a predicted model, not a curated record
UAUAAUUCAUUCAAUCACUAGUCUGCUUUAAAAUAUUAAAUAACUAGAAGUUGCCUAUAAAUUUGCGACUCUUAACUGAAGCUUUAACACUUUAACAUUGCACAAGUUCUUCAAACCAGCAAAAUGAAGGCUUUUAAUUAUUCUUGUUUAGUAGUUAUGAGCCUUUUGGUACUUGUGAGUUGUGCUCAUGCACAGUUAAAGAUGGGAUUUUACUCCAAGAGCUGUCCUAAAGCAGAGAAGAUUGUGCAAGAUUAUGUGAAUAAGCACAUUCCUAAUGCUCCUUCACUAGCUGCCACUUUGAUCAGAAUGCAUUUCCAUGACUGCUUCGUUCGGGGUUGUGAUGCAUCUAUCUUGCUGAAUUCUACUGCAACAACAUCAGGGAACCAAACGGAGAGGUUUGCUACUCCAAAUAGGACAGUUCGAGGAUUCGAUUUUAUCGACAGAAUCAAAAGCUUACUUGAAGCUGCAUGCCCCGGAGUAGUCUCCUGCGCAGAUAUUAUCACUUUGGCUGCAAGAGACUCCAUUGUUGCCACUGGAGGUCCAACCUGGAAAGUACCCACCGGCAGAAGAGACGGAUCGAUAUCAAAUGUCACAGAAGCCAACAACAACAUCCCUGGCCCUAGCUUCAAUUUCACUCGCUUGCAAACAAAUUUCGCGAAUCAGGGCCUUAAUUUAACUGAUCUUGUUCUGUUAUCCGGUGCUCACACAAUUGGAAUUGCUCACUGUAACUCCUUCUCGAGCCGCCUUUACAAUUUUACUGGAAGAGGAGACCAAGAUCCUGCAUUAGACAGUGAAUACGCUGCGACUUUGAAGGCUAACAAAUGCAGAUCAAUCAGGGACAACACUACAAAAGUUGAAAUGGAUCCCGGAAGUGCUAAAACAUUUGAUCUAAGCUACUACUCGCUACUACUCAAGCGAAGAGGCUUAUUCGUGUCGGAUUCAGCACUGACAACAAGCUCAACCACAAGAACUUUCAUUACUCAACUUGUUCAAGGAUCACAAAACAACUUCUUUUCCCAGUUUGCAGAGUCCAUGGAAAAAAUGGGUCGGAUUAAUGUUAAGACCGGGUCUUCGGGAGAGAUUAGGAAAGUAUGUGCCUUUGUGAAUAGUUAAAUUUUUGGUGUUUGAUUCGGUGCUUGAUGUGUGUAUCCUUUGUGUGAAUAAUUGAGUUGCAUAAUUGUUCAAUUUUUUUUGUUUGUAAUAGUUUAGAGUGUGGUCCUCUGUCUUCUAUGCUCAUGUUUAAAUAAAGGAAACUCCAAACUGUUGGCUGCUGUUGCAGGAAAAGAAUGAACUCGCUGGACUUUCUAUACUUAAUGAACUAAAGUUUCCGAA